Molecule: messenger RNA, 1018 nt
Organism: Sorex fumeus (smoky shrew)
Lineage: Eukaryota; Metazoa; Chordata; Mammalia; Eulipotyphla; Soricidae
Gene: DNAJC27
Product: DnaJ heat shock protein family (Hsp40) member C27
Exons: 7
Coding region: 181-1002 (273 amino acids)
Molecular function (GO): GTP binding; GTPase activity
Source: RefSeq, a predicted model, not a curated record
CUCCCCGCGCUCGCGCCCGCCGCCCGCGCCCGCUGCCAGGCAGCGGCGGGGAUGGCCAGGCGCCGAGCCGGGGCGGUGACGCGGGCUGCGCUGCGGCCAUUGGCCGAGGGGGCCUGAGGGACGGGCCAGCCCCGUGAACAAGGAGACGCCGAGCCGCGGGGCCCCGGGAGAGCGAGGGCGAUGGAGGCCAACGCGCCCAAGCGCAAGGAGCCCGGCAAGUCCCUGCGCAUCAAAGUCAUCUCCAUGGGCAACGCCGAAGUGGGCAAAAGCUGCAUCAUAAAACGAUACUGUGAGAAAAGAUUCGUGUCUAAAUAUCUUGCAACAAUUGGAAUUGACUAUGGUGUCACAAAGGUACAAGUCAGAGACAGAGAAAUCAAAGUGAACAUCUUCGAUAUGGCUGGACAUCCCUUCUUCUAUGAGGUUCGUAAUGAGUUUUACAAGGACACACAGGGCGUGAUACUGGUGUAUGAUGUGGGGCAGAAAGACUCCUUUGAUGCCCUUGAUGCAUGGCUGGCAGAGAUGAAGCAAGACCUUGGACCACACGGAAACAUGGAAAAUAUUGUAUUUGUAGUGUGUGCCAACAAGAUUGACCUUACUAAGCACCGUUGUGUGGAUGAAAGUGAAGGACGCCUUUGGGCUGAAAGUAAAGGGUUCCUGUACUUUGAGACCUCGGCCCAGACUGGAGAAGGAAUCAAUGAGAUGUUCCAGACCUUCUAUCUAGCCAUCGUCGAUUUCUGUGAACACGGCGGGAAACGCCCCGUGCCCAGCAGCAGCGUGAGCUUCACCAAAGAGCAGGCGGACACCAUCCGCCGCAUCCGGGGCAGCAAGGACAGCUGGGACAUGCUGGGGCUCAAGCCCGGGGCCUCGAGGGAGGAAGUCAACAAAGCGUACCGGAAGCUGGCAGUGCUGCUGCACCCCGACAAGUGCAUGGCACCCGGGAGCGAGGAUGCCUUCAAGGCCGUGGUGAACGCCCGGACAGCCCUGCUGAAGAAUACCAAGUAGGAGGGCCAGGCACGCA